AAGGAGAAACCCUGGAAGAAGGCGUUCCUUGUGUUGCCAGGAGUGCAACCCCUGCUGGAAAGAGCGACCUUAAGGCCAGCAAGAUGGCAGGAGCAUCUGUGAAAGUGGCGGUGCGAGUGCGUCCGUUCAACUCCCGUGAGAUGGGACGGGAUUCCAAAUGCAUCAUCCAGAUGACAGGAAACACCACCACCAUCGUUAACCCAAAGCAGCCCAAAGAGACGCCCAAAAGCUUCAGCUUUGACUAUUCCUAUUGGUCUCACACCACGCCCGAAGACAUCAAUUAUGCAUCUCAGAAGCAGGUGUACCAGGACAUCGGGGAGGAAAUGUUGCAGCAUGCCUUCGAGGGCUAUAACGUGUGUAUCUUUGCCUAUGGGCAGACAGGUGCUGGCAAAUCCUACACCAUGAUGGGGAGGCAGGAGAAGGAUCAGCAAGGCAUCAUCCCACAGCUGUGUGAGGACCUCUUCUCCCGAAUCAACGACACCACGAAUGACAACAUGUCCUAUUCUGUGGAGGUGAGCUACAUGGAGAUAUAUUGUGAGCGUGUGCGGGACCUGCUGAAUCCCAAGAAUAAGGGGAACCUGAGGGUAAGGGAGCACCCCCUCCUGGGUCCCUAUGUAGAGGACCUCUCCAAGCUGGCUGUCACUUCCUACAAUGACAUCCAGGACCUGAUGGACUCUGGGAAUAAAGCCAGGACAGUCGCUGCCACAAACAUGAACGAAACCAGCAGCCGAUCGCACGCUGUCUUCAACAUCAUCUUCACCCAGAAACGACACGAUGCAGAAACCGACGUCACCACCGAGAAGGUCAGCAAAAUCAGCCUGGUCGACCUGGCUGGGAGUGAACGGGCCGACUCUACAGGGGCCAAGGGCACAAGGCUAAAGGAGGGAGCGAACAUCAACAAGUCUCUGACCACACUGGGGAAGGUCAUCUCUGCACUGGCUGAAAUGGAUUCGGGGCCCAAUAAGAACAAAAAGAAGAAAAAGACAGACUUCAUCCCGUACCGGGACUCCGUGCUGACCUGGCUCCUCCGGGAAAACCUGGGUGGUAAUUCCAGGACUGCUAUGGUUGCUGCUCUCAGCCCUGCUGAUAUCAACUACGAUGAGACCCUCAGUACUUUAAGGUAUGCUGACCGUGCCAAACAGAUCAGAUGCAACGCUGUCAUUAAUGAGGAUCCUAACAAUAAGCUGAUCAGGGAGCUGAAGGAUGAGGUGGCUCGUCUGAGAGAUCUGCUCUAUGCCCAGGGUCUUGGAGACAUCAUUGACAUGACCAAUGCCUUAGUGGGGAUGAGCCCGUCCUCCUCGCUGUCAGCCUUGUCCAGCCGAGCUGCCUCUGUCUCCAGCCUCCAUGAACGGAUCAUGUUUGCUCCAGGCAGUGAAGAGGCCAUUGAGAGGCUGAAGGAAACAGAGAAGAUCAUUGCUGAGUUGAAUGAGACCUGGGAAGAAAAGUUGCGGAGGACAGAAGCAAUCCGCAUGGAGAGGGAAGCUUUGCUGGCAGAAAUGGGCGUGGCCAUGAGAGAAGAUGGAGGCACCCUGGGUGUGUUCUCUCCUAAAAAGACACCUCACCUGGUCAAUCUCAAUGAGGACCCUCUGAUGUCUGAAUGCCUUCUGUACUACAUUAAGGAUGGGAUAACCAGGGUCGGCCGAGAGGACGCAGAGAGGAGGCAGGACAUCGUGUUGAGCGGACACUUCAUUAAGGAAGAGCACUGCAUUUUCCGCAGCAACACCAAGGCUGGUGGCGAAGUAGUGGUGACACUAGAACCUUGCGAAGGGGCCGACACCUACGUCAAUGGCAAAAAAGUGAUGGAACCCAGUGUCCUGCGAUCCGGAAACCGAAUCAUCAUGGGGAAGAGCCAUGUGUUCCGAUUCAACCACCCUGAACAGGCUCGCCAGGAACGGGAGCGGACCCCAUGUGCAGAGACCCCCGCAGAGCCAGUAGACUGGGCCUUCGCACAGCGAGAGCUGCUGGAGAAACAAGGCAUUGACAUGAAGCAGGAGAUGGAGCAGAGGCUUCAGGAACUGGAGGACCAAUACCGCAAAGAGAGAGAAGAGGCCAACUAUCUUCUUGAGCAGCAGAGGCUGGACUAUGAGAGUAAACUGGAGGCUUUACAGAAGCAGAUGGACUCCAGGUAUUAUCCUGAGGCCAAUGAGGAAGAGGAAGAGCCUGAAGAUGAAGUACAGUGGACUGAGCGGGAGUUUGAGCUGGCCCUCUGGGCCUUCAGGAAGUGGAAAUGGUACCAAUUCACGUCUCUCCGGGACCUUCUGUGGGGCAAUGCAAUUUUCUUAAAGGAGGCCAAUGCCAUUAGCGUGGAGCUGAAGAAGAAAGUCCAGUUCCAGUUCGUCCUCCUCACAGACACUCUUUACUCCCCUCUGCCUCCCGACCUGCUGCCCCCCAAUGCUGCCAAAGACCGAGAGAAACGGCCCUUCCCACGAACCAUUGUGGCUGUGGAGGUGCAGGACCAGAAGAAUGGAGCAACACAUUACUGGACUCUGGAGAAACUCAGACAGCGACUGGACCUGAUGCGUGAAAUGUACGACAGGGCAGCAGAAGUGCCUUCUAGCAUCCUUGAGGACUGUGACAACGUCGUGACUGGUGGAGAUCCUUUCUACGACCGCUUCCCCUGGUUCAGACUGGUUGGCAGUUCAGAUAUCUCUGGCUGCAACAGCUCUCCUCUUUUCAACACAUGCAUGAGCGAGCGCAUGGCUGAUCUCACCCCCUCCCCCACCUUCUCGAACCCCGACUCCGACAUCACCGAGCCUGCUGACGAGCAGCACGUGGGGAAGGAGGAGGAGGAGGAGGAGGAGGACCUGGAGGAAGACAUCUUUCCGGAGUACCCGCUGUAUGAUGGCCGGGAUCCAUUUUACGACCGCUCCCCCCUGUUCAGUUUAGUAGGAAGGGCAUUCGUGUAUCUCAGCAACUUGCUGUACCCAGUGCCGCUAGUGCACCGUGUUGCCAUCGUCAGCGAGAAGGGCGAGGUGAAAGGCUUCCUGCGCGUGGCAGUCCAGGCCAUCUCAGCGGAUGAAGAAGCCCCGGAUUAUGGUUCAGGAGUACGGCAGUCAGGGACAGCCAAAAUAUCCUUUGAUGAUCAGCACUUUGAGAAGUUCCAGUCUGAGGCCUGUCCCAUGGCGGGGAUGUCUCGUUCAGGGACCUCGCAGGAGGAACUGCGGAUUGUUGAAGGCCAGGGGCAGAUAACUGACAUCGGACCUUCUGCAGAUGAAGUCAACAACAACACCUGUGCAGUGACUCCAGAUGAUCUCCUCCUCGACAGUCCAGAGAAAGUUGCUCUAGAUGACCCAUUGGAAGCAGUUCUGGACCAUCUGACACUGGGCAGCAUCUUCACCUUCCGAGUGACAGUUCUGCAAGCCUCCAGCAUCUCUGCAGAAUAUGCAGAUAUCUUCUGCCAGUUUAACUUUAUCCAUCGUCACGAUGAGGCCUUUUCAACGGAGCCCUUGAAGAACACAGGACGAGGACCACCUCUAGGGUUCUAUCAUGUCCAGAACAUUGCGGUGGAGGUGACCAAGUCAUUCAUUGAGUACAUCAAGAGCCAACCGAUUGUGUUUGAGGUGUUUGGGCAUUAUCAGCAACAUCCCUUCCCUCCUCUCUGCAAGGACGUGCUCAGGUCAGUGUGUAAGUCCAGCUCACACUUCAGCAGCUUCUCCUUUCCUCUUUGUAAGUCUUAUUUUCUGCCCGCCGUAGUGCCAGCGACGAAGCUGAGCACCCUGGCGCGCCCCAGCGCCGGGCCCUGCCAGUGCAAAUACGAUCUGAUGGUCUUCUUUGAGAUCUGCGAGCUGGAGGCCAAUGGCGAUUACAUUCCUGCCGUCGUUGAUCACCGUGGAGGGAUGCCGUGCCUCGGAACCUUCCUGCUCCACCAGGGAAUCCAGAGGAGGAUCACCGUGACGUUAGUGCAUGAAAACAGCAGCCUUGUCCGCUGGAAAGAAGUGCGAGAGCUGGUUGUAGGUCGGAUCCGAAACACCCCAGAAGGGGAUGAGUCUCUGAUUGACCCCAACAUCUUGUCUCUGAACAUCCUGUCGUCUGGAUAUGUCAACCCCUCCCAGGAUGAUCGGCAGUUUCUUGAUUCGGAUAUGCCUAGAACGUUUUACCAGUUUGAAGCAGCGUGGGACAGCUCCAUGCAUAACUCCCUGCUGUUGAACCGAGUCACCCCUUACAGAGAGAAAAUCUUCAUUACCCUGUCUGCUUACAUUGAGAUGGAGAACUGCACCCAGCCAGCUGUGAUCACCAAAGAUUUCUGCAUGGUCUUCUACUCCAGAGAUGCCAAACUUCCAGCAUCUCGCUCCAUCCGCAAUCUCUUUGGCAGCGGGAGCCUGCGAGCCUCGGAGAGUAACCGUGUGACUGGGGUGUAUGAGCUCAGCCUUUGCCGUGUGGCUGAUGCCGGCAGUCCAGGUAUGCAGAGACGACGCAGGCGUGUGCUGGACACCUCUGUUGCAUAUGUGCGGGGUGAGGAGAACCUGGCUGGGUGGAGACCUCGAAGUGACAGCCUCAUCCUGGAUCAUCAGUGGGAACUGGAGAAACUCAGCCUCCUACAAGAGGUUGAGAAGACGAGGCAUUACCUGCUCCUACGCGAGAAACUGGAGACAACUCAAAGAUCAGGCCUGGAGUCCCUGUCCCCAUGUUCCAGUGAGGAUUCCGACUCCCAUAGCACUUCCUGUGUCUCCUCUCCACUCUCGGCAGAUGGUGCCUCAGAGGGCAGGAGCUCGCCCUUGGAGACCCCCAGCGAGAGGCAGAAGGAGCUUGCCGUCAAGUGCUUGCGUCUCCUCACACAUACAUUUAACAGAGAGUACAGUCACAGCCAUGUCUGUAUCAGCGCCAGCGAGAGCAAGCUGUCAGAAAUGUCUGUGACCCUGCUGAGAGACCCCUCCAUGCCAGCUCUUGGUGUCACCACCCUGACUCCCUCUUCCACCUGUCCAUCACUGCUAGAAGGACGGUAUAAUGCCACUGAGGUCAGAACCUCCCAUCUCUCUUCCAGGGCAGAAAGCCCUGAGCCAGAACCUGUAGUGGAGGGAGAACAGAAGAAAUCUCCUACACAUGGGCCUGAAGAUGAGAAAGAGACCCAGCGCUUACUGGUCCCCGAUAUUCAGGAGAUCCGGGUGAGUCCCAUUGUCUCAAAGAAAGGCUACCUGCACUUCCUCGAGCCUCACACCAAUGGCUGGGUGAAGCGCUAUGUGGUGGUGAGGCGCCCCUAUGUCUACAUCUACAACACGGACAAGGAUUCUGUGGAGAGAGCCAUCCUCAACCUCUCCUCCGCUCAGGUGGAGUACAGUGAGGACCAGCAGGCCAUGCUCAAGACCCCCAACACGUUUGCAGUAUGCACGGAGCAUCGUGGAAUCCUGCUGCAGGCAAGCAGUGACAAGGAUAUGCACGACUGGCUGUAUGCAUUUAACCCUCUGCUAGCUGGAUCCAUAAGAUCCAAGCUGUCCAGAAGGAGAACAGCCCAGAUGAGAAUCUAACCUAAAACCAUUCUCCACCUCAUCUGUCUGCCAGCAGGAUCAAGAUUGCUGGUUCUAUACAAGAGUCCCUAUCUUAACGUCAAAUCUUUCAUGCCAUCCACCACCCCAGCUGCCUGCUCCACAAAUGGAUCCAUCUCGAUUUACACCUUCACUGGGAAAAUGCAUUUCUGUUGUAUCUGCAAAAGCCUGGUACAGCCUGGUCAUGAUUUCUUGUGUGCAUGUGAUCUUCUGCCCAUCUUCUGCCCAUUGAGUGACCUUGGUGUCACAUGACCUGUAACUCUCAAAAGCGGGAGUUGUGUUUCUUAUUUUAAAGCAAGGCUUCAAUUUAAGGAGGCAGGAGCGUUUGAAAGGUCAGAGAUUACAAGUCAUGAGGAAUUGCUUCCAUGUGAAGAGAAAGUGAUAGGUUUAAGUACUGAUACUUCUUAACUUAUUGAUGUUUUAAAAAAAGAUAGAUUAAGUUAUGGUAGUUUGAGAUUAUAUUUAUAAAGUAUUUAUUUCUAUUUACUUCACUGCAAUCUGUACAUUGAGUUUAUCCCGUUUUAUUGCUCAUGUCUGCAUACAUAAAGCCUCCUCAAGGGAAGGCAGGGCCUUGGACGGUGGGCCAGUGGGGAAGGGGUUGUCAGGCCAUUUUGUGAUGCCAUUUUUGUCUUCUUUCUCUAUCCCAGCACUGGGAGGUCUGGAUGGAUUCAGGAGGUCAUGCUCCCACCUCUGUGCAAACACAUACACACUGACUUCAGAACUCUCACCCUCCUACCCUACCCCAUCUCCUUAGCCUUGACUCCAGAGCUCAAACCACUUUUCCUCCACGUGGUGACUGGAUAGUGCACUGUGCCCUCCCAAACGAGGCAAUCCACACAUAGCACAGCAAAGACAUGCACACGGACAAGUCACCGCACUUAUCAAAGCACUUUGUGUGUGUGUGUACAUGUGUGUAUAUCCCAUCCCCUCCAUUUUCCCAAGUGCUUGAAACCCAACAAUGUAGGGUUCAGUGACUAGACAGGUAGAAUGCAAUGAUGACAGGUUCUGGUUGGUUCUACCCUCUAUUCUGUCUGUUUUCAGGGCCCAACUUCAAAUGGGGUGAAAGGGAUGGAAAGGGGAUCUGAAGUUCUGGAAGGGCAGAUGGUUCUGCCAGUUCACUUUUGGGGUGGGGUGCUGUUUGAAUGCUCCAAAUGAGUACAAUGCAGCCUGCCUCUCAAUAUCCUCAGUCACCUUCUAAUACAGGGGUCGGCAACCUUU
Messenger RNA from Chrysemys picta bellii (western painted turtle), 6698 nucleotides. NCBI's taxonomy places the organism in Eukaryota, Metazoa, Chordata, Testudines, Emydidae. The record is from RefSeq and is a predicted model, not a curated record.